CCAGAACGAGGCCGUGACGUCACGACAUAGUAACAGUGAAGCUAAAAUGGGUUUACUGGAUCUUCUACGUAAACUACGAUCUAGUCCUGAUCAGGAACUUCGAAUCUUACUACUAGGUCUUGAUAAUGCUGGCAAAACAACUAUAUUAAAGUCAUUAGCUUCUGAAGAUAUCAGUCACAUAACACCCACACAGGGUUUCAACAUAAAAAGUGUGCAAUCACAGGGUUUCAAGUUGAAUGUGUGGGAUAUAGGCGGCCAGAGAAAAAUUAGACCAUACUGGAAAAACUAUUUUGAAAAUACAGAUGUUUUAAUUUAUGUUAUUGACAGUGCAGAUAAAAAGAGGUUAGGAGAGUCUGGUGAGGAACUAGAAGAACUUUUAGAAGAAGAAAAAUUAGCAGGUGUACCAGUUUUAAUAUUUGCUAACAAACAAGAUCUUAUAAAUGCACUACCUGCAUCUGAAAUUGCUGAUGAGAUGAAACUUACGCAGAUAAAGGACAGGAAGUGGCAGAUUCAACCAUGUUCUGCUAUUAGUAGUAAACCAGAGGAGAGUGGUGUUCCAGAGGGAUUCCAAUGGAUGGCAAAAAAUAUUCCAAAAGGAAAGAAAGGAAAGUAGAACUUUGUUUUAAUCUAUAUGGGAAAAAUGAAUGAAAUGGAAUCCGCUGAUCUAAAGAUAGUGCUACAAAAGACAGCUGGUAAAAGACUGGAGAUAUAGAAAAACA
This is a messenger RNA of Owenia fusiformis, 719 nucleotides long. The record is from the annotation of a GenBank genome assembly. Lineage: Eukaryota; Metazoa; Annelida; Polychaeta; Sabellida; Oweniidae.